Panicum virgatum (switchgrass) is the source of this 2056-nucleotide messenger RNA. RefSeq lists its product as uncharacterized. The coding region runs from base 65 to 1564 and encodes 499 amino acids. Gene Ontology annotation, cellular component: nuclear pore transmembrane ring. NCBI's taxonomy places the organism in Eukaryota, Viridiplantae, Streptophyta, Magnoliopsida, Poales, Poaceae. Gene Ontology annotation, molecular function: protein-macromolecule adaptor activity. Gene Ontology annotation, biological process: nuclear pore organization. The transcript has 4 exons. The record is from RefSeq and is a predicted model, not a curated record.
AAAAGGCUCCAGAGAUUCAAAACCUCCCAAAACCCUCGCCCCCGCCGCCGUCGCCGUCGCCGCCAUGGACCGGCCCCCUCCGCGCGGCGCGCCCUGCGACGCCGUGGGCCAGCGGUGGCUCGCCGUCUUCGCCUUCCAGGCCGUCCUCUCAGCCGCGGCCUCCGCGCUCCACCUCGCGGCGUCCCCGCGCGGCCGCCGCCACCCGCUACUCGGAGUCCCCGCCGGCCUCCUCCUCGCGCUCCACCCGCUCCUCGCCUGCGCCGCCACGGGGCUCCUCGCGCUGGCGCUCCGCCUCACCGUAUCCCCGCGCCCGCGCCCGCCCCCGCUGCAGCGCCGCGCGCUCGCGACCGCCCUCCUCGCCGCCGCCGGCGCGCUCUCCGUGGGCGCCGCCGCGACGAUUCUCCCCGAGGACGCCGGGUGGGCGGCGGUCGCUGGGCUCGGGUUCCGCGGGGUCGUGCUGGGUGCCGUCUUCGCCGCGCACUACUUUGGCCGUGGGAGGUGGUUGCUCCAGUUCCCCAUCGUGCAGCGACCUCUAUUCUAUGGAUUGAAGAUGGGGCUUCUGCCAUCUGGAAAAAGGGCCCUGAAAGUGUCGCUUCAGGCCUUCUGCCUUUCCUUUGUCCUAAUUUUACUCCUUCCUCGGGAAUUCAGAAUCGGAGGCUCUAUUGGAAGCCAAAGACUCACUCAGAUCAGCAUUUUUAUAGUCACAGCUGGGGUUUCCUUCUGUUUGGAAAUAAGCCAUCAUUUUGUCCAGGUUGUACAUACAAGGAGGUGCAGUUUUGCUCCACCUCAGAGCACUGCCGUUGCAGAGACUAAUCCCACAGAAUUUAUCCUGGAAACAUUGGAACAAAGUGAUCCACGAUCAUUAAUACAAUAUCUUGCUUACCAAGAUUUGUGUGUGGUAUCUGAGUGUAACGUGGAACCUUGGCGCCGAGGUGCCUUCUUUGAGGAAUCUGGUGAAACUUAUAAAAGAAUUGUGACAGCUUGUUUGAAGCCACUUGAGGAGUUUACUUCAAUAAUUGCUCAAGCCCUUGGAGAUUAUUCGCCAGAUUCAUUGUCACAACAGUCCAUACUCUUCAGUGCAUUUGAUGAUUCUCAGAUAUGCACAUGGUGUGCUCGGACAUUGGCAGGAUUAACUGCACGCUCACGCCAGGAGGACCGCUAUGGAGUUGCUCAACUCACUGGCUGCAAUGCUGCCGUGAUGACCACAUUACUGUCUGCUCUAUUGGCAAUUGAGGCAUGUUUAGGGAAGAAAAUGAACCCACAGCCCGCAUUGGGUCCAGAAAAUAUUAAGUGGGGUAACUUCUCCACAGUACGAAAAGGAACUGGAAUUGCAAUUGUGAGCACGCAAAAAGGCGGUUUGCACAAGAAAGUUUAUGCCAUGGCUGAUGUUCUUCGGACUUCAGUUUAUCAGAUAGUUUCAGCCUUCAUUGAUGACCUGCGAGCAAAUGCAAAACCAGCAAGUUUGGAGAAGAAUUGGAUCAGUGAAGGGAGGAAGCCAGUAUAUGGUUCACAGGCUGUGUUGGUUCAGAAGUUGAGUUUGUUUAUCGAGUACCGGGCUGUCUGAACUUGGUUCGAUGUCUCUCAGAUCAUUAACUGCACUUGGAUGGAAGUUUGUUUUUUUCGAACUUGGUUCAACUUGGUUCGAAGGCCAUUGCUUUGCACUAGAACCAAUGAAGGAGAUGGAUCCCAUUCACAAUUUUUCGGAGGGGAUAUGGACCUUGACUUGUGUAUUCCUGUGGGCUGCUCUGCAUAACUCACUUCAGCAGGUUCACUGUACUGAUGCACCGUGGAAGGCGCCCUCUUGGGGUUUGGGGAAACUAUAAUGCGCUCAAUCCGUGUUUCUAUGUUGAAAUGUUGAAUUGUAUCCUUGCAGACUAAAGUUGAAGACAGCUGUGUGUUGUAUCAUGCAUGGGAGAGGGAAACGGGUAGACUUAGUGUUUUUUGUUCGCUUAUCAAGAUUUGUGACGCUGAAACUGAACUUCACUUUCAAACGAUAGCAAAAUUCAGAAUGCUUUCCUUUAAUUUGUGGAAUCUGUACUGUCAGCUUUCUGUGUUU